Messenger RNA from Lathyrus oleraceus (garden pea), 2803 nucleotides. RefSeq names its product putative ATP synthase protein YMF19. The coding region runs from base 1416 to 1898 and encodes 160 amino acids. Gene Ontology annotation, cellular component: mitochondrion; membrane. The record is from RefSeq and is a predicted model, not a curated record. NCBI's taxonomy places the organism in Eukaryota, Viridiplantae, Streptophyta, Magnoliopsida, Fabales, Fabaceae. The transcript has a single exon.
UUACAUAUAUAAUGAUAGAAAGAAUCGUUCAGUAGGCUAAUCUUGACAGUUUCCAUUUUCGAUUGAGAAAGCGGCAGGCCCAAAGAGCUCUACAGUAGUGCCUCCUUGCUUGGUCUCAAUAAUUUGGCUUUUACACGGGAACGAAGACUUUCUAGAACAAAUAUUAAACCUUCACUCUUUGCCAAGAUAGUACGAAUUAAGUUCUUAGUGCUACCUAGCCCCGUCUAGAUGGAAAAUCUCUGAUAUAAGCAGUCGCUUCGCUCGAGUGACUACGUACCUGUCCCUUCGACAUAGAUGAUUGGACUGUCUUUCUUUGGCCUAUAAGAAUGGCACUUUUCUUGGUCGGUUCGAAUCCGGCCCAGUCCUAGGUACGCAUGUAACAGACGUUCGUAUGAACUAGUCUUUUGAUCAAUAGAACAGGAAGAGGAGUAGUACAAAAAAAACAAAAAGUCAUGACCACAAAGAUAAUGCAUAUAUUAUUUUAUUUAAUAUAUGGCCCAUUUUUUAAUCUAUUUGUUUUUUUUUCGUCUUUCGUGUGCUUUUUAUCAAUAAGUCUGGCUCUUGGGAAUCUUUUGAUUUUUCAAGCUGUCCAAGCAUACAAUUCCGCUUUAGGCUUGCCAGUUGAAUUCCGGGCUUCCUGGAAUUCAAUUUAUGUGAAAGGACUGUAUCCCGGCAACUGGGCCCCCCCACAAUCGGUUCCUGACAUACCCCAAACUCAAUUAUUAUUAAAAAUGUCGGAGAACUCUUAUCUGAUAGUAUUUGUGACUUUUUUUAUCAUUUCCCUUCUGAGUUGUUCAGUAGUUUUUUUAGUCAGACUUCUAGAACAAAAAUCAAUCUGACUAAGGAAGAAGAAGCUAAAAUUUGCUUUUUGGGGAUAAUUUCUUUUCCCGUGACCUGCUUACUUUCUCUAUUUUUCCUAUCUUAUGGAGGGCUGGCUCUAAAUAAUGAGCUGAACAUUAUUUCUUGCUUUUGCCAGAAUAUGAGCUCAGGGCUUGCAAUGGCGUUUGAAAGUGGUCAUGAGAGGGUACACUUAACAGUCAGUCUACCACCCCCCUCUGACCUAGCGUGAAGGUAGCUUGUCUCGCCCAGGAGGUGGGAACAGUUGAAAACAAAGUGGCGAAUGGGUGAGAGGGCCUUCGAUUUGGAUUCUUUUUCUUGAGGGGGAUUCUGUUUGUCAGAAAUCACUGUCUGUCUGGUCUGCAUUUAAAAAGUGUUAAGUGGACAAUUCCAUCUCUUGAUAUGGAGGUUUUAGGUCUCUGGAAGGGAAGGGCCUUCGUUCUUUCUGUUAGUUUUCGUUUGUGAAUCUUUCUCCCAUGCAUAAUUUGUUGGUCAACAACCACAACUCAAUAGAAUGAAUUCUUUAAGACUCCGGACUCUCUUUCUGUCCGGAGGGAAUCAUUGUUUCUCAAUCAAUCAUGCCUCAACUGGAUAAAUUCACUUAUUUCACACAAUUCUUCUGGUCAUGCCUUUUCCUCUUUACUUUCUAUAUUCCCAUAUGCAAUGAUGGAGAUGGAGUACUUGGGAUCAGCAGAAUUCUAAAACUACGGAACCAACUGGUUUCAAACCGGGGGAACAAAAUCCGGAGCAACGACCCCAACAGUUUGGAAGAUAUCUUUAGAAAAGGUUUUAGCACCGGUGUAUCCUAUAUGUACUCUAGUUUAUUCGAAGUAUCCCAAUGGUGUAACGCCGUCGACUUAUUGGGAAAUAGGAGGAAAAUAACUUUUAUCUCUUGUUUCGAAGAAAUAAGUGGCUCACGAGGAAUGGAAAGAAACAUCUUAUAUUUGAUCUCGAAGUCCUCAUAUGGCGCUUCUUCUUCAAAUCCUGGAUGGGUGAUCACUUGUAGGAAUGACAUAAUGCUAAUCCAUGUUCCACACGGCCAAGGAAGAAUCAAAAAAUAAGAAAGGUAUUGCUUUUUUUAUAAUAGUUGCUCGUUCGUUCAUAAAUUCACUCGACCACUUGUUAGUCUUGCUACACGACACGAGUCUAGGGUGAAGUUGAAGCAGACACGGUCAAGUAAAGUCGGCUUCACAAGUGAUUCAACAUACCAUAUAUAUGGAUGGAAAUAAAAAAGGAGAGAAGGGUCUUGCCCAGGUGGCUCCCGCAAGGUAACGACUUCAAACUCAAACAAAGAACGUUCUUCUCCAAGGCAUGAGUCAAAGAAAAUGUUGUAUGUAUUGCAAGACCCGUCGAUAAGCUAAGGCUACGACAUGAAGGAAGGCCAGAAGAACUACAGAACCACGCCCACCAGAGCUAAAGGAGACCGAAGGGACUUGCGGGAGGUGAAGGUCGCUGGCUUGCCCGUGGGCCGUGGUAUCUGACGGGACAUUGGCCUCCCUCCCGCUACGGCUCGCUGUACGUUCCUUUAGCUAUAGGCGUGUCCAAUCCGAGAAUAGUCCGUUCCACAUAGUGCAAGGAAGCUCAGUGGGGUUUCAUACGAGGGUCCUGCGUACUGUGCCACCGUCCAACCAGUACAGUACGACCAUUUCAAAUCGCCCCGCGAAGCUUUCGGGAAGAGGGGUAGUCUUGCGUUCAGAAAGAAAGGUUAUCGAGAUUAUCAAUAGCUCUUUUAGUGGGGAGGAAUAGUGCUGGAAGGGAGCGAGACCAAGCCGAGCCACUAGGAGAGUAAGCCCUUCCCACGUGUAAAGUUAAAUAAAAGAAUGCAGCCUCAACCAGAGAGAUAAACCUGCGCCGGCGGCGGCGCAGAACGCACUAAUCCGCGACUAGCAAGUUUUCCUAAACCAAACUUAAUAAAUUGAAUUGUUACUUUUUUAAAAUGCUUGCUGAAAAUAAAAUAAAAGAAAGA